AUCACAGUUAAAUUCCCCCAAACUCCACCAGCCUGUCGCAGAACUGGCUUACAUCACAUUAAUUAUCCCACUGACAGCCUGUGUCGCUGAUUAUUAUUAUGGUCUGUGUGUAGUUUGAUUCCCUACGUCUCACUGUACGCUGGACACGCGCACACUCACGCGCACACGCGGUGACCGCCGUCGUUCCUUGAUGACCCACCGUCUGCUCAUUUCCGAGAGCUUACGGAGAUUCACCGAGCAGCGACCCGGCCCCUCCCGCCCCCUCCUCCGCGCCACAGCCACUCUCCCCUCGGCUUCACUCCGAGGAGGAACCCGGUGCCCCCGGCUGAUCGUUUCCAAUUACGUUACCCCAAGAUGGAGGUCUGCAGAUGGCACUGCUAGCGUCUCCGAGCCGCUGUAACCGUCCGUGUGUCUUUAAUGGCGCUUCUGUCGGGACCCAAGUGAUUCUGUGCCGUCUUUUUGUCCAUUUUUUGGGGGAUCUACUCGGGAGAUACUGAGCUCCAGGUUCGGGUUGUGGCAGCCAUGAGCUCCGGGGAAGGAGCGGAGGAGACGACGAAGGACGCUGGCGACAUAGCAGCGUUCUUCAAAACCGAUGGAUCCCUCCCUAAAGAGCCAAAAGGAGAUGUAUCGAGUCAGAUAGCAGGUUUCAGGAGAAAUGAGGAGAUGAGAGCAAUGGAGGUACUUCCCAUCCUCAAAGAAAAAGUUGCCUUUUUGUCAGGUGGCAGAGACAGACGCGGUGGUCCGGUGUUAACGUUUCCAUCACGCAGCAACCACGACAGAAUACGAACGGACGACCUGAGGAGACUGAUCGCCUACCUCGCCGGCAUCCCCAGCGAGGAGGUGUGUAAACAUGGCUUCACGGUCAUCGUUGAUAUGCGCGGCUCCAAAUGGGACAGCAUCAAGCCCCUGCUGAAGAUCCUGCAGGAGUCGUUCCCGUCCUGCAUCCACGUCGCCCUCAUCAUCAAACCAGACAACUUCUGGCAGAAGCAGAGGACCAACUUCGGCAGCUCUAAGUUCGAGUUCGAGACCACCAUGGUGUCAUUAGAGGGCCUGACGAAGGUCGUUGACCCCUCCCAGCUGACGGCGGACUUUGACGGCAGCCUGGACUACAACCAUGAAGAGUGGAUAGAGGUGCGCGUGGCGUUUGAGGAGUUCUCUGGUCACGCCACCCAGAUGCUGGCUCGACUAGAGGAGAUGCAAGAAACCGUGUCGAGGAAAGACUUCCCGCAGGACUUGGAAGGAGCCCGGCGGAUGAUAGAAGAACAUGCCACGCUGAAGAAGAAAGUCAUAAAGGCCCCGAUAGAGGAGCUGGACACUGAGGGUCAGAGGUUGCUCCAGCGAAUCCAGAGCAGUGAGUCCUUCUCCAAUCGUAACGGCAGCAGCAGCGGCGGCAGCGGUGGCAGCAGCAGCAGCAGUGGCGGGAUGUGCAACGCCGACACCCAGGGCCUGGUGCCGCGGAUCACCCAGCUGCUGGACAAACUGCACUCCACCCGACAGCACCUCCACCAGGCCUGGCACGUUCGCAAGCUCCAGCUGGACCAGUGCUUCCAGCUGCGCCUGUUCGAACAGGACGCAGAGAAGAUGUUUGACUGGAUCAUGCACAACAAGGGUUUGUUCCUGGCAGGCUACACGGAGAUUGGCAAUAACCACCCCCACGCCAUCGAGCUGCAAACCCAGCACAACCACUUCGCUAUGAACUGCAUGAAUGUGUACGUGAACAUCAACCGCAUCAUGUCAGUGGGCAACCGGCUGCUGGAGUCGGGUCACUACGCCUCCCAGCAGAUCAAGCAGAUCUCAGGCCAGCUGGAGCAGGAGUGGAAGGCCUUUGCUGCCGCGCUGGAUGAACGCAGCACGCUGUUGGAGAUGUCGGCCAGCUUCCACCAGAAAUGUGACCAGUACAUGAGUAACGUGGACUCGUGGUGUAAGGCCUGCGGCGAGGUGGAUCUGCCCUCCGAGCUGCAAGACCUUGAAGACGCCAUCCACCACCACCAGGGCCUGUAUGAACACAUCACUGCUGCCUACUCUGAGGUGAGCCAAGAUGGCAAAGCCCUGUUGGACAAGCUGCAGCGACCUUUGACCCCGGGCAGUGCCGACUCGCUGACAGCAUCGGCAAACUACUCCAAGGCCGUGCACCACGUCCUGGACAUCAUCCACGAGGUGCUGCAUCACCAGAGACAGCUGGAGAACAUCUGGCAACACCGCAAAGUGCGGCUGCACCAACGUCUGCAGCUGUGUGUGUUUCAACAGGAUGUCCAGCAGGUGCUGGACUGGAUAGAAAACCACGGCGAGGCCUUCCUCAGCAAACACACAGGUGUGGGAAAGUCCCUCCAUCGAGCCCGGGCUCUACAGAAACGGCACGAGGACUUUGAGGAAGUUGCACAGAAUACGUACACCAAUGCAGACAAGCUGCUGGAGGCGGCCGAGCAGCUGGCCCAGACGGGAGAGUGCGACCCAGAGGAGAUCUACCAGGCCGCCCACCAGCUCGAAGACAGAAUCCAAGACUUUGUUCGCCGCGUGGAGCAGCGCAAAGUCCUGCUGGACAUGUCUGUCGCCUUCCACACGCACGUCAAAGAGCUGUGGACAUGGCUGGAGGACCUCCAGAAGGAGCUGCUGGACGACGUUUACGCCGAAUCGGUGGAGGCCGUCCAGGAUCUGAUCAAACGCUUCGGCCAGCAGCAGCAGACCACGCUGCAGGUCACUGUCAACGUCAUCAAGGAGGGAGAGGAUCUCAUCCAGCAGCUCAGGGACUCGGCCAUCUCCAGCAACAAGACGCCCCACAACAGCUCCAUCAACCACAUCGAGAGCGUCCUGCAGCAGCUGGACGAGGCCCAGGCCCAGAUGGAGGAGCUCUUUCAGGAGAGGAAGAUCAAACUGGAGCUCUUCCUGCAGCUCCGUAUCUUUGAGAGGGACGCCAUCGAUAUCAUCUCUGACCUGGAGUCAUGGAACGAGGAGCUGACGGGUCAGAUGAAUGAUUUCGACACGGAGGACCUGACGCUGGCCGAGCAGAGGCUGCAGCACCACGCUGACAAGGCCCUGACCAUGAACAACCUCACCUUCGAUGUCAUCCACCAGGGACAGGAGCUGCUGCAGUACGUCAAUGAAGUCCAGGCCUCUGGCGUGGAGCUGCUGUGCGACCGGGACGUCGACAUGGCAACACGGGUUCAGGAUCUGCUGGAGUUUCUCCACGAGAAGCAGCAAGAACUGGACCUGGCGGCCGAGCAGCACCGCAGGCACCUGGAGCAGUGCGUCCAGCUGAGACACCUGCAGGCUGAAGUCAAACAGGUCCUGGGUUGGAUUCGUAACGGCGAGUCGAUGCUGAACGCUGGUCUAAUAACAGCCAGCUCCCUACAGGAAGCUGAACAACUGCAGAGGGAACACGAACAGUUUCAACACGCCAUCGAGAAAACCCACCAGAGUGCCCUGCAGGUGCAGCAGAAGGCCGAGGCUCUGCUCCAGGCGAACCACUACGACAUGGACCUGAUCCGAGACUGUGCAGAGAGCGUGGCCUCCCACUGGCAGCAGCUCAUGCUGAAAAUGGAGGACAGGCUCAAGCUGGUCAAUGCCUCAGUGGCCUUCUACAAGACCUCUGAGCAGGUCUGCAGUGUGCUGGAGAGCCUGGAGCAGGAGUACAAGAGAGAGGAGGACUGGUGCGGAGGAGCCGACAAACUGGGACCAAACUGUGAAACGGACCACGUCAGCCCCAUGAUCAGUAAACACCUGGAGCAGAAGGAAGCCUUCCUCAAGGCGUGCACUCUGGCCAGAAGAAACGCAGACGUCUUCCUCAAGUACAUGCACAGGAACAGCGUCAACAUGCCGGGGAUGCUGAGUCACGUCAAAGCUCCAGAACAGCAGGUUAAAAACAUCCUCAAUGAGCUGCUGCAGAGAGAGAAUCGUGUUCUCCACUUCUGGACGAUGAGAAAACGACGGCUGGACCAGUGUCAGCAGUACGUGGUGUUUGAGCGCAGUGCCAAACAGGCUCUGGAGUGGAUUCACGACACUGGGGAGUUUUACCUCCAACAGAAACACUCACAUGGGAGCAGCGUCAGCCGGCGGUGUGAGUUGUGA
Molecule: messenger RNA, 4065 nt
Organism: Epinephelus moara (kelp grouper)
Lineage: Eukaryota; Metazoa; Chordata; Actinopteri; Perciformes; Serranidae
Product: triple functional domain protein-like
Exons: 25
Coding region: 523-4065 (1180 amino acids)
Biological process (GO): axon guidance
Cellular component (GO): cytoplasm
Molecular function (GO): guanyl-nucleotide exchange factor activity; protein binding
Source: RefSeq, a predicted model, not a curated record